AUGACUUACAACAUGGCAACUAAGGUAAGAUUUUUUGGUAUUACACUUUUGUGCAAAAUUACUUUUUUAAUUUUUUUUAUUUUUUAAGCAUUAGAAGCGGAGUAAGGGAGAUAAACUUAGGCGUAUUUAAGUAAAUAUUAAGUUUAUAAAAUUAGGCUUAGGGCUAGACUUUUUAGAUUUGGCUUGUGCUUGUUCUUAGCUUCUGGACGGCUUGGAAUAGAGUUUAAACUUAGCGUUUGGCUUAGGUUUCAGCUUAGGCUGAUUCUUAGGCUGACGCUUAGGCUUGAACUUAGGCUUAAGCUUAGUUUAAAUGAUUUAGGCUUACGGUUUAGGAUAAAGCUUAAACUUAAGUUUAAGCACAAGCUCAGCUUUACGCUUAACACUUGGCUUAAGCAUAAGUAUUAGCACAGACAUAGGCUUAAUUUAAAGUUUAUGCUCAAGAUUAGGCGAAUAGGCAUAAACGUAAGCUUAGUUUCAGAUUUAAGUUCAGGUUCAACCUUAAACUUAGGCUUAUACUUAAGCUCGGGUUUAGAUUUACGCUUAGCUUCAGGCUUUGACAGAGACUCAGACUUAGGCUCAGGCCAUGCUUAGGCUGAGAAUUGGUCAUAGGUUUAGGUUUGAACGUAAAAUUUUUCUUAGGCUUAAGUCUCUGUUUGGGCUUUAAAAAAUAUUUUCUUAUGAAAAAUGUAUUUUUUAAUAAAAUUUUUGAUUUUUAGCUAUAUCCGUACUAUCAAGACAAGUUAAUCUGGUCAGCUGUUCCUGGUAUCAUAGUCAUACUGAUCACUGUAUUUGUUGGACUUUUUGGUAAUUCCAACAUUAUUAUUGCCACAUAUCGAACAAAGUAAGCCCAAAAAAUUUAAAUUUUUUUAUUUUUUAACUUUUGUAAAGAAAGUUUUUUUCACAUGAAGUCUUUGUAAAGAAAGUUUUUACAUUUAAAACCUAUGGAAAAAAGUUUGUUUUUGCGUUCUUUUAACUUUGAAAUUUAAAAAAUUUACAUAAUUUUUUGAUCAAAUAUCAAAUAAAAAUGACAUUUUCAGGAAGCUCCACACAAAUUGUUGUAUCCUAAUAGCCAUAACGGCAUUUUUUGAUAUUAUCCAUCAGCUAGCUCAUGUCAUCUUUGCAUUUCGUUUCUUCACAGUGAAUUACUUCAUAAAUUUGGAAAAUUGUUACUACCUACAACUGCCAUUUGUGUUUGCUAUGAAUUUUGGCUCGUUUGCCUAUUUAUCAGUGGGUUUGGAUCGGCUAUGUUGUGUCAUAUUUCCUUUACGGUGAGUUUUUACUUUUUUCUAAAUUGAGGUUUUAGAAAAUGAAAAUUUCUAUAUGUUCAUAAUUAAAAUAGCAAAAACUUUGCUGUUUUUGUGCUUCAUCUAAAAAUGACAAAUUAAAAAUGGCAAAAAAUUAACGAAAUAUCAAAAAGAGCUUUUCCAAUACUUUUGUGACAUUUUGUUAGAAAACAAAAAUAAUGUAAAAAUGCUACAUUUUGACGUUUUUUGGCAAAGAAAGUAACUAGAACAAAAAUAUUUGAAUAAAAAUGUUUCCAAUAAUUUUUGUGACACUUCGUCCCACACCUAAAACAAUAUAAAAUAAUAAAUUUUGACGUUUUAUAGCAAAAUAAUUAACUAAAGAGACAUUUUUUGAUUAAAAAGUUUUCCAAUAGUUUUUGUGACACUCAGUGUUUUGCCCGGACCGGUCCGGAGCGUUUUUCACUUUUCAGAUUUUUUGAGAUUUUCAGAUUUUUUGGGUCCGGUCCGGUCCAAACUUCAAAUUUUUGGGUCCGGUUCGGACCGGUCCAAACCCAAAAUUUUUGGGUCCGGUCCGGCCGCAAAAAAAUUUUUUUAAUUUUUAAAAAAAGCAAGGUUCGCUAAAACUGCUUUCUUCUUGCUUAAAAACUCCUAAAAAUAUGUUUUAUUUGCAAUUUUUAAAACAGUUUUCUUAAAAUAAAAAAAAAUUUUUCUUCCGGACCGGACCGGACCGGACCCGUCCGCGGACCGGACCGGUCCGGCAAAACACUGGUGACACUUCGUCAAAUAUUAAAAAUUUUUCAAAAAAGCGUUAAAAAAGCAAAAAUACAAAUUUAAAAUUUUUGCUAUUAUAUGUAUCUUAUACCUCUUUAUUAUACAAUCAUUUUCAGAUACUACGACCAACUAAACCGUUCAUAUCAACUACCUUACCUUCUAUUAAUGAUAGCUCUUCCGACCGCUUACUCGAUCUCAUUGUUAGUGCUGGCUUAUCAACGGGUAAUGCAGUCCAGUACUGACAUGGUAGUAUGUUUUAUAACUGAUGUGUUCUACGAAGAGAUGCAACAUACCUGGAACGUGGUACAAUGGAUAACAUUCGCAGUUACCGUGACAUGUUACUGUGUGCUUUGGGCUUUUAUUAGGAUUAAAAAUGGUAAGUAAAAGGGCAGGGUAGGGUAAAAUGGUGGAGAGUAGGCUGGGGACGCAGGUUAGAGUUGAAGCUAGGGCUAGGGCUAGGGCUCUAGGCUAGGGCUCUAGGCUAGGGUAGGGCUAGGGCUAGGGUUCUGGGCUAGGGCUAGGGUUCUGGGCUAAGGCUCUGGGCUAGGGCUCUGAGCGAGGGCUCUGGGCUAGGGCUCAUGCUCAUGCUCAUGCUCAUGCUCAUGCUCAUGCUCAUGCUCAUGCUCAUGCUCAUGCUCAUGCUUAUGCUCAUGCUCAUGUUCAUGCUCAUGCUAAAUUGAUCUUCCAUCCCACCCUCACUCCACUUUUCAACCCUUACGUCUUUCGUUUAAGCUGUGUACGCCAGAAAGUUGACCAAAACCCUGACGUACAUCAUGGGCACGCUGGUUUUCGGCUGGUUCAUUACAACUUUUGUCGGUAUGACAGCUGCACAAACAAACGCAUCGGAACGGACCAUGUUUCUCAUACACACGGACUUUGGCUGGCCUGCCAACCUUGGCAUAGCCGCCAAUUACUUUAUUUACUAUGCCACUAAUAACGAGUAUCGACGGGCUUUUCGUCAACAAUUGAAGCAGACUGGACUAUGGGGUAGGAGUGGAGUGAAGAGGGGGCAACACUUACAGAAUGUGUAUAUUAUUUAUCCUAAAAAACAGUUUUGGAGCAAUAUUACUGGGUAGAAGAAUAAUAUAAUACAGAAAAAAUGCAAUAAAGAUUUAUUUAUUUUGAAGUUGGCAUAUUUAUAAAAAUUUAAUAAAAAAUUAUUUUAAGCUUAGGCUUAGAAUAGAGCAAGGGCUCAGAUUUAAGCAUAGGCUUAAGGUUAAGCUUAUGCUUAGGCUUAGAACUUACGCGUAGGCGUAGGCUUAUGCUUAUUAAGCCUAAGCUUACUAUGUCUAAACUGAAAAAUACUAAGCUUUCUAACCCUAAGCAUACUAAGCCUGCGCUUACUAAGCACUAAACCUACUAAACUUAAGCUAAACCAAUUUUUAUUAACAGCUAAGCGUUUUAUUAAACCUAUACUUAAGCGCACUAAAAUUAACUCAAAACUGCAAAACCUUUCGAAUUUUAAAGUUUUUUAGUUAUAAAUUUAGUCUUUUGGAUAUAGCUUUAGUCUAGCCUUAAUUAACCCAGCUACAGCCAUUUUUUUAUUCUCACGUACUAUACAUUCUUAUUUGAAAAAGCAUGAUCUAUGUUAAAUUUCGUUUGUUUCUCCUCCAUGUAUGCUUAUGUUUUGACAGUGGAACGAUACAACAAACAGGGCAUCACAUUUGUGUAAACAAGCGUGUAUAUAAAGUAUAGUGUUUGUUUAAAUAAUAUUUUUCAGUUCAUUAUAUUUUGUUAAAUUGAUAUAAAUUUGAUUUUAAACUUUUAAAGUUACUGUAUCCUACAAAGUCGUAUACGAAAAUUACUGUAUACUAAAUUUUCUAUAAAAAUUUUACAGUUUCUACGUAAAAGCUACUGUAUUUUAAAAAUUUCACUAACUAGGUAUUAUAAGAUUACAGUAGUCUUUCUACUUUUAAAUUACUGUAGACUACGAUAACCACUGGCUUUCAACAAAGUACUAAAAUUUACUGUAUAAGGCGUAAGAAGGUACUGUAAAAAUUACAAAAAAAGCUUAAAAAGAACUGUACUCGCUUCUAUGAACCGUCGAGAAACAAACGUUGUACUGUACAUGCUACAGUAAUCUUUCAACUUUAUAUUUCUGUUCCUUUUAUCUGCACUGCCAAAACACUUAUUACUGUAUUUAAAAACUACUUUUGUAUUGUUCUACCGUACUCAUUAGUAUAUACUUUUUUCUACAGUACUCCUAGAAUCUACCAGAUUGUCUACUACAACCUACAGUGUAACUACCAUAUAA
Messenger RNA from Bursaphelenchus okinawaensis, 4269 nucleotides. The record is from the annotation of a GenBank genome assembly. Lineage: Eukaryota; Metazoa; Nematoda; Chromadorea; Rhabditida; Aphelenchoididae.